Boeremia exigua is the source of this 2304-nucleotide messenger RNA. RefSeq names its product RING finger domain-containing protein. Bases 1 to 2304 code for a protein of 767 amino acids. The transcript is spliced from 2 exons. Gene Ontology annotation, cellular component: cytoplasm. The record is from RefSeq and is a predicted model, not a curated record. Lineage: Eukaryota; Fungi; Ascomycota; Dothideomycetes; Pleosporales; Didymellaceae.
AUGGGCCGCCUCAAGUUCUACGUAGCGGGCUCGGCCAUUAUGGCCAACAUCGUGCUUGCACGCGCAUACUGCGAACGCCCCAACUUUUACUCGGCUGCCGUCUACAUCUCGCAGAGCACUGGCUCGCUGAUGUUCCUGGUCAAUUUGAUGCUCAUUGUCGCAGCAAGCUUCGGAUAUGGACUCCAGCGCCUCUUCUACGGCCCACUUCGCCCUAUCGAGACCGAACAGCUAUAUGACAAGGCCUGGUUUGCUGUCAGCGAGACAUUACUGGCAAUGACCAUCUUCCGGGACGAUAUCGGCUUGUGGUUUUUCACCAUGUUCCUUUGCCUCCUCGCCGGCAAGGUCUGGCAGUGGAUCGGAGAGGGGAGAGUCGAGUUUCUCGAGCAGCAGCCGCCGGCAAACCCACGACUGUUCCACACUCGUCUGGCCAGCUCUCUGCUGCUUUCGGUCUUCUUCGACGUCUUCAUGACCCAGUAUUGCGUCUCCUCCAUCCUAUCAGCAGCUCGGCCAGGCGUCAUGGUCAUGUUUGGCUUCGAAUACGUUCUGCUUGCGAUCGCUUCGAUGUCGACGCUCAUGCGCUACGGCCUGUCGCUCGUCGAGCUAGCCAUUACACAACGCCAGGAGAAAGCGAGAGACGAGGCCCGAACGAUCGCACGAGAACAGGCGCGCCAACAGGGUGCGGAUGCCCCGGCCGAAGUCGAGGACGAAGACGAUGACGCGGACGUGCCUGGAUGGGAAGAGAAGGGUCGCUGGGUCUUCUACUUGGACCUUGCAACCGACUUCGUGAAGGCCUCGGUCUACCUGGGAUUCUUCACCGUCCUCAUGACGUUCUACGGCAUUCCAAUCCACAUCAUGCGAGACUUGUUCAUGUCUGUUCGUUCGCUUAUUAAGCGAAUCAACGACUUUAUCCAGUAUCGGAACGCGACCCGCGAUAUGAACACUCGCUACCCGGACGCGACUGGAGACGACCUGAGUCGAGAGAACAUCUGCAUUGUCUGCCGAGAAGAAAUGCGACCCUGGAAUCCACCUGGCGCUGAAGAGGCGCAGCCAGGGCGCAGGGUGGAUGAAAGACAACGACCAAAGAAGCUGCCGUGCGGUCAUAUCUUGCACUUCAGCUGUCUCAGGAGUUGGCUCGAACGACAACAGGUCUGCCCAACUUGCCGAAGACCUGUACUUGGGGAGGCCACAGCUCAACCCGCGCAACCAAACAAUCCAGCGAACCCAGCUGCACAGAACCAGCAGGACCAAGCAAAUGCGCCAUUUCAAGGCGGACUGCGAGGUUUCUUCCCGGGCAAUGCGCAGCCACCAGCUCCCAACCAGGCUCAGCCCGGUGCACCUCCUCAGGGCGCGCAGCCGAAUCGUCCGGCUGGCAACAUGCGUGUGUUCAACUUUGGUCCUUUCCGGAUUGCUCUUGGAAACCUGCGUCUACCAGCGGAACAAGCCGGCAAUGCAAACAACGUGAGGAACGCUAUCGAUCAGCUAAGACAGCAAGCUGUUGCAGGCCAAGCACCGCAGGCACCCGUGGAGUGGCAGCAAGGCCAAGUUCCCUCACAGCCUAUGCUCUCCAACGCGGCCCCCAACGUGGCCAUGGAUCAGAUGGGUGCAGCUCUUGCGCAGCAGCCUGUCGAUAUUCGUUAUGACAUAUUGCGCAUUCAGCAACAUAUCAUACAGCAGCUUCGCCAGCUGAACGUCCAGAGCGAGCAGCUAGAGGUUUCCUCUCGACUCCUUGUUGAACUUAACCGCCUGAACGCUAUGUCAGUGGCUGGACAGCAAACAAACGCUGCUGCUCCAUUGGAUGCACAGAAUGCGAGUGCCUUCGCACCGCAAGCAUACUUUGCCAGGGGUCAGGCCCUGAGGCAGGGCGAUAUCGGUGUUCCCCAAGGUUUGACGCUCCCAGAAGGCUGGUCACUGAGGCCUAUGGCGCUGGCUGCGCAAUCAGGUCAGGAGAGCACACCACUGCCUUCGCAGUCAGCGGCCAGUGUCCCAACCGCGGCAACCGCAGCGACCGCAAUACCAGAAGCUCAGCCUACUCCCGUUGUCACACCAACAGUACAUCAAGCACAAGCAGAUUCAGCACCGACACAAGCUGCACCUACGACGUCAUCAGAUCCAGCUGUGCCUGCCACAGCCUCAUCGCCCAAGCCCGCUGCACCAAGCUCACUCGGAUCAAGCUGGAGCUUUGGCGACAUCCCCGAGCGAAGCGAGCCCGAAGGAUCGAGCUCCGCAGUCGCAGGCAGCAGCUCGGAGGGACAUGUGACGAAGCGGGCAGUGACCGUGGAAGAUGCCGAAGACAACGAACAGUAG